Drosophila obscura is the source of this 1780-nucleotide messenger RNA. RefSeq names its product 60S ribosomal export protein NMD3 (gene Nmd3). The transcript has 2 exons. Gene Ontology annotation, biological process: ribosomal large subunit export from nucleus. The coding region runs from base 129 to 1700 and encodes 523 amino acids. Lineage: Eukaryota; Metazoa; Arthropoda; Insecta; Diptera; Drosophilidae. Gene Ontology annotation, molecular function: ribosomal large subunit binding. Gene Ontology annotation, cellular component: cytoplasm; nucleus. The record is from RefSeq and is a predicted model, not a curated record.
CAGCCCUGUAUUAUGCUUCAUUCGUUUCGUACUCUGCACGUGUUUACCUACAUGUUCUUGCAACUGCGUCAGAAACAGCGUCAUUAGGAAGUACACGAGAGAAAAAGGGAAGUUCGCGACACACACCCAUGGACCACGAAUACGCUGGCGUCAGCCCCCUGGGCUCCGCUGUCGACGGCAGCAUCCAGAGCGCCCCCGACGCCGUCAUCCUCUGCUGCGAGUGUGCCGUUCCCAUUCAACCGAAUCCAGCAAACAUGUGCGUCACUUGCCUGCGCAACCAUGUGGACAUAACUGAGAACAUACCCAAGCAGGCGGUGCUGCACUUCUGCCGCAACUGCGAGCGCUACCUGCAGCCUCCCACCGAGUGGAUUCAGGCCUCCCUCGAGUCCCGCGAGCUGCUGGCGCUGUGCCUUAAAAAGCUGAAGGGACUUAAAGAGGUGAAGCUGGUCGACGCGGGCUUUAUAUGGACCGAACAGCACUCGAAGCGCAUCAAGGUCAAGCUCACGGUACAUGGCGAGAUCGUUGGGGGCACUGUGCUCCAGCAGGUCUUCGUCGUGGAGUUCACUGUGCAGAAUCAGAUGUGCACCGACUGCCAUCGCACCGAAGCGAAGGACUUCUGGCGCUGCCUGGUGCAAGUGCGCCAGCGCGCCGAGAACAAGAAGACAUUCUACUACCUGGAGCAGCUGAUCCUCAAGCACAAGGCGCACGAGCACACGCUGGGCAUUAAGCCGGAGCACGGCGGCCUGGACUUCUACUACGCGAACGAGAACCAUGCCCGUCGAAUGGUGGACUUCCUGCUGACCAUGGUGCCCGGCAAAGUGACCACCUCGAAGCGUCUCAUCUCGCACGACAUCCACAGCAACAACUACAACUACAAGUACUCGUGGUCGGUGGAGCUGACGCCCGUGUCCAAGGACAGCGCCGUCUGCCUCUCCAAGAAGCUGCGCCACCAGCUGGGCAACCUGUCGCCCAUCUGCCUGGUGAACCGCGUCUCCAGCAGCAUCCAUCUCAUCGAUCCCCUGACGGCCCAGAUAGCCGAGCUAACAUCCCAGGUGUACUUCAGAGCUCCCUUCGAGGCUGUCUGCAAUCCCAAGCAGCUGGUGGAGUACGUGGUCAUGGACAUUGAGGUGAUCAUGGAGAAGGAUCGCAAAACGUAUCCCGGCCAGGGCCAGUUGUCCUUCAAGCACGCCCUCUGCGACAUUUGGGUGGUGCGUUCCUCGGAGCUGGGCAUCAACGACAAUCCAAUUCACACACGCUCCCAUCUCGGCCACCUGCUGAAGGUGGGCGACUCCGUCAUGGGCUACAACACGGGCGAGGCCAACAUCAACGAUCCGGAGUUCGAGAAACUCCCGUCAGACCUGGUGCCCGAUGUCAUCCUGGUGCGGAAGCACUACGAUCGCCAGGCCCGCCUCAAUCAGCGCCUGUGGAAGAUCAAGCACUUGGCCGCCGAGGCCACCGACGAGCGCAGCAAACACGACUACCACGAGUUCCUCGACGAUCUCGAGGAGAACGUGGACAUGCGCGGGCAGGUGAACAUCUAUCGCGAUACGAACAAGACGCUGCCAAUCGAGGUGCAGGCGGCCACAGGCGACGUGCCCCAAAUCACGCUCGAGGAGAUGCUGGAGGACAUGACGCUGGAGUGCGCCGACGACGAGAUGGGCGAGGCUGGCAACGCGGAGGACGCGGAGCCCGAGCUUUAGUUUUAUUCAUACACAUUUAUUUCUUGCAUACAUAUGUAUAUAUAUAUAUGCCCUGUACAUACAUAUAUGAUCACUUAAAC